Molecule: messenger RNA, 1263 nt
Organism: Calidris pugnax (ruff)
Lineage: Eukaryota; Metazoa; Chordata; Aves; Charadriiformes; Scolopacidae
Product: cytidine deaminase-like
Exons: 4
Coding region: 78-536 (152 amino acids)
Cellular component (GO): cytosol
Molecular function (GO): zinc ion binding; cytidine deaminase activity
Source: RefSeq, a predicted model, not a curated record
GGGCUGGCCAGCCUAUUUUUUCCAGGCGAGGAAAUAUUUAACCGCGGCGUCAGCGAGCAGAGCAGGAGGGUGCAGGCAUGGAGGAGGGUGGCGGGCAGCACCCGGUCCCCGCUGCCCCCCCGGGGCGACCCCAGGAGGAAUCCCUGCAGCUCCUUCUGCGCCGCAGCCGGGAGGCCAAAAACUGUGCCUAUUGCCCCUACAGCCGCUUCCCGGUGGGCGCCGCGCUGCUCACUGCCGGCGGGGAGAUCUUCUCUGGGUGCAACGUGGAGAACGCCUGCUACAGCCUGGGGGUGUGCGCCGAACGCACCGCCAUCCAAAAAGCCAUCUCCGAGGGACACACCAGGUUCAAGGCCAUGGCCAUUGCCAGUGACAUGAGGGACUUCAUCACACCCUGCGGUGCCUGCAGACAAGUGAUGAGAGAGUUUGGCACAGACUGGGAUGUCUACCUGACCAAAGCUGAUGGGACCUACAUCGUCAAGAGGCUGGAGGAGCUGCUGCCGCUCUCCUUCGGCCCCGAGGACCUGAAGAAGGUGUGAGCAGCGCGGCCAACACCGGCCUUUGCCCUUCGGCAGCAGGGGAGGAUGGUUUUCCCCAAAUCCCCCGGUGUGUAGGCGGCUUUUUGGGGACAAUGCAACGGGAAAUGUGUUUAUAGUGUUAAGUUAUCCAUUCCUCUCGCUCGAUUUCUGAUUCCGCGCUGAUUCGCAGAUGCCGGCCCCACCUCGCCCCAGGGAAAUGGCGAAAUCAAAUUGUAGAAAUUCCCUGUUAUUAGAAAAAAAAAAAAAAAAGAAGUGUCCCAAUCUCACUGUAGGCGAGGGGGGAGAUCCCAGGAGGAAAAGGGUUUGAGGCAUGGCUCGAGCUUGGGCUUGUUGGUACCGAAAUUGCUUGGGAAAAUGCUGGAUUCUUUAGCUCUGAAGGAGAAGUGAAAGCCAAGAGGAAAAGCUCCACCAACCCCAGUGGUUAUUAAUAAGCCAGUUGAGAUUAGGAGAUUUGCUGGAACUGGAUGGUUAUCGCCCUCAGCGUGUCCUUUGCUCGUUUUUCUCCGGCUUGUUUUUCUUCCUUUUAUUCCGUUUGUGGGGACGAAGAGGGAGAAGAGUUUUCUGGGGAGUUUUGGUGUCUCCGCAGUCAUGCCGUUUGCUGACUGUGUGAUUAAUUUAAUUGCGCACAAUGAAAAAUUAAUGUGUUGUAUUUCCAAACGGGUGCUGGGUUGGGCAUUACUGCCUACGCCCGAGUGAAAUAAAAGCAGUCCUGGUUUAUCUCCUGCAA